Brassica oleracea var. oleracea is the source of this 1153-nucleotide messenger RNA. RefSeq lists its product as uncharacterized. Lineage: Eukaryota; Viridiplantae; Streptophyta; Magnoliopsida; Brassicales; Brassicaceae. The coding region runs from base 290 to 730 and encodes 146 amino acids. The record is from RefSeq and is a predicted model, not a curated record. The transcript has 2 exons.
CAUUAGUAAAAAUCACAAAUGUUCAUUCUCUCAUCUCUUGUUUUCCCUCUCUCUUAUCUCUCAUUUCCCUCUCUCUCUCUCUUAGAACCCUAAGAGAAAAUGAGUUUGAUUCUACGUCUCCUAAACCUUAAUUCGCUUCUCCCUCUAACUUUAACACAAUUUCGAUCGAUCUAAAAAUGUAAAAAUUAAUAUUCAAAAAAAGAAUCACAAAAAAAUCCUCUUAAGCACCACAACCCUCUCUCUCGAUUCACAAAUAAUCAACCAAGAGUCAAGCGUCUCUCUCUCAAUCAUGAUGAAUGCUUCGAGCAACAUACAGAGAUGGCAUAAUCCCUAUCAUCAUUCGCAUCAUCUUUCUCAGAUCCAGAGUCCGAUUCAGAUAUCAUCAACGAACUUGUUCAUAUCAACCUCCGAAUCAGGUUUAAUCCAUCUCGACGACCAUGGAAUCUCCAAAUUCAUCAUCUCCUCUCACACUCCACGACCUUACAAAACCGCGACCUCAUCUCCGCUUCUUUCCUCGAGUUCUCUCAGUCCCAAUCUUCGCUACGUCCGACGCAAACUAACUCUGUCUCCAAGAGCUUUGCCGCUGUUGAUGGGGGUGGUCUCAUCGUCAACCUAUUUGCAGGCUGGCCUAGAAAAGGGAGAUAACUGUGUUAUGGUCUGUUUGUGUUGGAAAGUGACAACGAUUCUCUCGCUCAGUUUCUACCAGGUUGAGAAAGGUGGGGAAGAGUAGCCACCGUAUCUAACACCAACCUCCUGCACCUGCGACAAAGCUAGAGCAACGUCAACUUCCGUCUCUCGCGAAGUUCAUCUGCCUAACGACGAAGCCCAGAGACGAGCCGUUUUGAUUGGGCCGAGAUGAAGCUCUGCGCCUGAUGAGUUUCUCUGCCGCUUCUCAGAUCCGUCUUCGCCGGUCUCUGUCUUCACCGGAAUCACCAAAACCACCUCUCGUCGCCACCACCACCAGUGACCUCUCUCUCUAUCUCUCUCUGGCACUCUCUCUUUCUCUGUGUUUUUAAUUUGUUUUUUGUUGUUCAAUAGAAGGUGAUUUUUGUGUUCUUAUUUUGUCCUUGUUGUUCAGUAGAACGUAUUUUCGUCCUAAUACGCCCAUGUUCUUGUUUUGCUAGAUUAAUUCUAAUUUCUCUAAGGCUCUCAA